Messenger RNA from Protopterus annectens (West African lungfish), 1752 nucleotides. RefSeq names its product SUMO1 activating enzyme subunit 1 (gene SAE1). The record is from RefSeq and is a predicted model, not a curated record. Gene Ontology annotation, cellular component: cytoplasm; SUMO activating enzyme complex. Gene Ontology annotation, molecular function: SUMO activating enzyme activity. Gene Ontology annotation, biological process: protein sumoylation. The transcript is spliced from 9 exons. Bases 195 to 1229 code for a protein of 344 amino acids. NCBI's taxonomy places the organism in Eukaryota, Metazoa, Chordata, Ceratodontiformes, Protopteridae.
AAAGAGUCGCAGACCAAGGACCGGAAGUAGAAUGUUUAAGUCGGCUGAGGCGCCUUUGUUGCCAUUCCGGGGUUACUGCCAAGUUUGUAUUGGGAACACGUGGUAAAAUUGUUGCUUGUCUGGUCGUAAGUGUACUACGUUUGACAAUAGCAGGUAACACAGACUGUUAGGAAUUAAGCCUCCAAAGGGAAAGGAUGGUGGAAAAAGAAGAAACAGUGAUCAGCGAGGAGGAAGCGGCACAGUAUGACAGACAGAUACGUUUGUGGGGUCUGGAAGCUCAGAAACGGUUGCGUGCCUCACGAGUUCUGCUGGUUGGAAUGAAGGGUCUUGGAGCGGAGCUGGCUAAAAAUCUCAUACUAGCUGGAGUGAAAGCACUAACAAUGCUAGACCAUCAGCAGGUAUCUGAAGAGGACACUCGAGCUCAGUUCCUUAUUCCUACAGGUUCCCAGGGCCGAAACCGUGCUGAGGCUUCUCUUGAGCGAGCUCAGAAUCUGAAUCCAAUGGUGGAAGUAAAAGUUGACACAGACAAUAUUGCAAACAAAUCAGAAGAGUUCUUUUGCCAGUUUGAAGCUGUAUGUCUAACCUGUUGUCCGCGUGAUGUUAUGAUUACAACUGACCAACUCUGUCGUAAGCACAAUGUCCGGUUCUUUGCUGGUGAUGUCUUUGGUUACCAUGGCUUUAUGUUUGCCGACCUUGGAGAUCAUGAAUUUGUUGAAGAAAAGCCUAAAGUGACAAAAGUGGGUCAGGGUGUUGAAGAUGGACCCGAAGCUAAAAAAGCUAAAAUGGAACCCAGUGAAACUGUAUUGGUGAAAAAGACUCUGAGUUUCUGCCAGUUUAAAGAAGCUCUUGAGGUGGAUUGGAGGAGCGACAAAGCCAAAGCAGCACUGAAACGUACACCUGUUGAUUAUUUUCUGUUGCAAGUUCUUUUAAAAUUCCGUACUGAUAAAGGUCGUGAUCCACAACCUGAAAGUUAUGUAGAAGACUCUGAGUUGCUGCUGCAGAUACGGAAUGAUGUGAUGGAUUCUGUUGGAGUCAGUAGUGAUCUGCUUCCAGAUGACUUAUUCAGCUAUUGUUUCUCAGAAAUGGCUCCAGUGUGUGCUGUUGUUGGAGGAGUGUUGGGACAGGAAGUUGUGAAGGCUCUUUCCCAUCGAGACCCUCCACAUAAUAACUUUUUCUUCUUCGAUGGGAUCACAGGAAAUGGAAUUGUAGACUGCCUUGGAGCCAAGUAAAAGUGACAUGCUGUUAAGGUGGACUGAGGAAAAGUCUUGGAAUGCAUAAGCUUAAUUUUUCCUCUAUAAACAAAUGGAUGGCUGAAGUUCCCUGACUGAAUGAGACACAGAGUCCCUUAUGUCACUGUUGUUUCUCGACAGAAUGGAGUGCUUCUUAGAUGAGGACAAUUUGAUCUGUUCCUAGAACAUUUGGACCCUGGGUUAUUUCCAUGUACUUUUGCAGCAGCCUUUUGUACAGAAUUUUUUUUUUACAGUACCUAUUUGUUUUUCACCCAUUAUUAAAGACACCUGUUUAGCCGUGCAUUCUUCAGUCAUUAUAUAGCAGUGGUCGAUACUUUCUAAAAUAUAGCCAUUCUUUGUGGUAACUCCAGGAAAGUGAAGUAUUUAAAAAUGCUCUCAAGUUUGUCUUUUUAGAUUGUUUUGUUUUCAUUAGAUGUAACAAUAUUUUAUUCCUAAACAGAUUUGAUACACAAGUUAAAUAAAAUGACACCAGAUUGCGUGCACCUUUUUUAUUUCCUCGUAA